AAACAUUUUAUUUAUGUUUUAAUCCAUAGACUUAUAUACAGUAACACAGCUCAGCUGUACAGAGAGGGUGGAUAUGCCGCUGAUCUGUAAGUCAUGUGCGCUGGCAGAAAACACGCUGCAGUCGAUCUUCUGAACGCCAUCUUCCCAUCACUCCACCUACACAUCUGCACAGACCGGCAGGGGAAACACACACACACUCUAACAAAUGGCUAUAUAGGCAACGAAAUAAUGCUUUUCACACCCAAAAGUAUUAUCCUGUGCGUCCAGUUGGCAGGAAUCGGGCGCUCAGCCGAAGUUGUGCAGCCUUAAUUUCGAACACGGACGCCCUACAGAACGUAAACACGAGGCAUCAGUUCCGGCACAACAGGUAACCGUUCCGGUAUCUUCUGCGGCGAGGCGGUGUGACGAGCUCUAAAAGAAGAGCAGACUUAUUCUCCAACCUUUCUCUUCAGCCCUGAGAUGGCAGAUCCACGAAGCCAGGUCUCAGCUUCCGUGCCUCAGAAACCUUUGGGCUUUUCUGCAUCCGAGGGCAGUACCGUUGAAAUGGACCCAAUGGAGUACACCCUCCGAAAGCGCUUGCCCAGGAAGCUGCCCAAGAGGCGUAAUGAUGUCUACAUCAACAUGAAGACCGAUUUCAAGGCCCAGCUGGCCAGGUGUCAGAAACUGCUAGAUGGUGGUGCUGGACACAGGGAAAUCUGCAUCCACGGUCUGGGACUUGCCAUUAACCGGGCCAUUAAUAUUGCCCUGCAGCUGCAGGCUUUCAGUCAGGGGGCUUUGCAGCUGGCUGCUAACACCUCCACCGUAGAGCUGAUAGAUGAUCUGGAGCCAGACGAUCCAGACGAAGCUGGGGAGCCGCUGACACGAACAAGGAACAACUCAGCCAUCCAUAUCAAAGUUUUUUACCCCAAAGCUUAGAGACUUGGAAUCAGCUACAUAAAGGCCUGAUACUAAUGCAUAUGUAAAAAGACCCUCCUCACUCUUUUCUAAGUGGUGAAUCCAUGAUAUGGGGAUAAGCUGACUUCUGCUGUUGGUUGUAACAGCUCUCCUGAAGAUUACACAAGAGCAUAAGAAUUGUGAUGCAAAUAGUUUGGGAUCAGAAGAAACUGCUGUAUGUGAAAUGAUCAGUCUACACCCGUAUUACAUGGAUUUUCCCAAGUGGAAGAUGCUAGGAGGUGUUUUUAUAUCUGAAUUAGAACCAGGCCAUAGGCUAGGCCUGAUUAUGAGGGCCUGGUGUGGAAGAAGCUGACCAACACUGACCGCAUUCUAUCCACCUGUCUCCUUAUGGCACUGAAAUUGGAUGGGAGGAAGUAAGGAAGAUCAGUGUAUUUGGGAGAUAAGCAGUAAUGUCUGUGUAACUAGUGCCCUCUAUAUGUGUAGGUUUCUGUAGUUCUGAUACAGACAGUUUGAGACAAAAGUGAAAUAAUUUUGUAUUGAUGUGCUGUUUUAGAGUACAAAGUAUUAUUUGCUGUGCCUGUGCAUGUUGUAUUUUUGUAA
Colossoma macropomum (tambaqui) is the source of this 1494-nucleotide messenger RNA. It is a transcript of the gene pop7, whose product is annotated as POP7 homolog, ribonuclease P/MRP subunit. Gene Ontology annotation, cellular component: nucleus; ribonuclease MRP complex; nucleolar ribonuclease P complex. The record is from RefSeq and is a predicted model, not a curated record. Gene Ontology annotation, molecular function: nucleic acid binding. Gene Ontology annotation, biological process: tRNA 5'-leader removal. NCBI's taxonomy places the organism in Eukaryota, Metazoa, Chordata, Actinopteri, Characiformes, Serrasalmidae. The transcript has 2 exons. The coding region runs from base 460 to 915 and encodes 151 amino acids.